This is a messenger RNA of Stylophora pistillata, 1472 nucleotides long. RefSeq names its product selenoprotein F. Gene Ontology annotation, cellular component: endoplasmic reticulum lumen. Gene Ontology annotation, molecular function: oxidoreductase activity. NCBI's taxonomy places the organism in Eukaryota, Metazoa, Cnidaria, Anthozoa, Scleractinia, Pocilloporidae. The record is from RefSeq and is a predicted model, not a curated record.
UCGAGUAUAACUUUCAGGCGCUUUAGUGAGUUGUUAGAAAUGGAUUGGAAGACUUAUAUUUCGCCUUUUCUGUCCAUUUUCUUGACCCUUUUUCAGUUUACUAUCUCAGAAUUAACACCGGAAGAAUGCAGAGACUUAGGAUUUUCAGUGAAUCUCAUCUGUAGUUCGUGUGACGAGUUAAAACCUUUUAAUCUCACGUCUGAACUUUCGCUAGAACAGAAUUGCCGAAAAUGUUGUCAAGCUGAUGGUCAGGAAGAAGCCACAAAGACUACCCUAGUUAGGUGUCCUCAGCAACAUCCAAGCAUGAUCACACAGGUACCCCAAGUAACAGCCUUUGUCCGUAGUGACAGGCCUGCAAAGUUCCCUAAUCUUAGGAUAAACUUUGUGCGAGGGGCCGAUCCCGUUCUAAAACUUCAUGAUGAGAGUAAUGAGGUGAAAGAAGUUCUAAGCAUUGAAAAGUGGAACACUGACAGUGUGGAAGAAUUUCUGAAUGAGAGACUUGCAAAAUAAAAUUAUUUAGUUAUUAUCAAAAUAUAUAAUUAGAAGAAACUUUGCACAUUAUAAUGAAAACUUCAUGUAAAACCAUGAUGGUGUGUGAAGUUGGAGGACAUUUUGUGCCAAGGACUUCUGUACUUGUUUAAAGUUGUUGGAUUUUAAAAAAAAAGUAGAGAAAACUAUAAAACCAGGAAAUGUGUAUUGUUUCAGAAGUGUGCAAACAGCAGCAGCUGGUGUCUAAAUACAUGGCAUUGAAGUGCCAUGGAAAUCUUUACAUUAGGGAAUAAAAGUAUUAAGGAAAGUGGUUCCAGAAAUGUUGAUUAGCCUUGCUUUAAAUUGUUGUUAAAAUGGUUUCUGUGCUUUUCAAUAGCAUGCAAACUUUUAAGCUUGGGGCUACAUCAGUAACAAUUUUUUUUAAAACAACCUUCAAUUAAAUUGUGGACUUUGCAGCAAACAGAUACAAUAUUUAAAAAGGCUAAAAAAGUGGUGAAAGAAUUUAGAUCCAUUUAGUUAUUUUGUCUUUCAAUGACUGUUACAGUAUUUAUAGAUGACAGUAUGAAUUUCAAAGGAAACUGAAAGAUGAGUGUAGUCCUUAGUCUCAGAGUUUACAUGUUCUUGAAAGGCACUGUAAUCUUAAAAGAUGAACUUGUGCAAGAAAGAUGACUAGUAAGCAACCACUGGCAUGCUAAAAUCCACAUUCCUCUUACAACAUAGAAAAGUGGGAAUGUGGUGAAAGGUAACAACAAAUUUUCACAUAAUUACAUCUUUUACUGAAAUAGUGACUGAAUUUAUUCUCUGUUUUCAUGAUGACUUUACAGUAAACUAGGUACAAGUUUGUAAGGUUGGAGGAUUUGAACAGAAGGAUUUUAAUGUUGCAUGCAUCUUUCCUCAAUAGUCUGUUAGAUAUCUUGUUCGGGCAACUCACUUGCUGACUCUUCUUUUAAAUGCUAUGUUCUAAUAAAAACACUGUUUCUUGA